AUGAAGGCCAUUCUGCUCCUCUCCGUCUUCAGCUAUUUCUUUGCAGCUUAUGAGGCCAGAAUCUGGUCCAGAUGUGAGCUUGCCCACUAUCUGAAGACCAGUGGGCUAGCUGCCUACAGUGGCUAUGACCUGGCACACUGGAUCUGCUUAAUUCAGCACCAAAGUAACUUCAACACCAGGACAUUGAUUAAGAGAAAUUCUGAUGGCAGUAGUGACUAUGGGCUUUUCCAGCUGAACAGCAGAAGGUGGUGCAAAGAAAGCAACUAUAGUUCUACAAACACCUGCAACACAGCCUGCAGCAAGUUUCUGGAUGGAAACAUUGAUGAUGACAUCAGAUGUGCCAAGAAGGUUGUGACAGAGCCUAACAGGAUGUCUGCCUGGGUGGCCUGGGUAAGGCACUGCAAAGGCAGGAACCUGUCUCCAUACCUGGCCAGCUGUAACCUGUGAAAACGUCCUUGAACAUGGUUCGUGGAAAAGGUGGCCUGGAAGGCAUGUUCUAAAGGUUCUUGGAGGCUCUGAAUCCCCACCCACCCCCCAC
Molecule: messenger RNA, 538 nt
Organism: Erinaceus europaeus (western European hedgehog)
Lineage: Eukaryota; Metazoa; Chordata; Mammalia; Eulipotyphla; Erinaceidae
Gene: LALBA
Product: lactalbumin alpha
Exons: 4
Coding region: 1-447 (148 amino acids)
Molecular function (GO): lysozyme activity
Source: RefSeq, a predicted model, not a curated record